AAGGAUCUGAGCACCCCACUGGCCCGUCUGGGGGUCCGCUACACCACACAGCACCAGUGCCAACUACAGUACGGCCCCAAUGCCACCUACUGCCACGAGAUCGACGUGAGUACAAAAUCAAAAUCAAAUAUUUUGUCACAUACACUAGAUAGGUGCAGAAAUGUGUUGUUUUACAGGGUCAUCCAUAUUAGUACGGCACCCCUGGAUCAAAUUAGGGUUAAGUGCCUUUCUCAACGGCACAUUGACAGAUUUUUCACCUUGUCGGCUCGGGUAUUCAAACCAGCGACCUUUCGCUUACUGACCAAACACUGUAACCGCUAGGCUACCUGCCACUUACACACGCACGCACACACACACCCCACAACAACAACACACGAAUCUGGAUGGACACUUACUUAGCCUGGGUUUGUCUUCCUUCUAGAAUGUGUGUCAGAUCCUGUGGUGUUCAGUGAAUGGGUCCUGUCGCUUAUAAAAGGACUCCCCGUGAUGGCACCGCUGUGGCCUGAGAAGGGGACAAGGGGGUCCCCACGAUGUCGCAGACAGGCCAAAUACACCCUUCGGCUGGGUUGUCAUAUACUCAAACUCUCCCCCCCGUGGCCCACUCGCUCGGCACGGCACGGAAAACUGACUCCACUUCUAUCGCAUUUACUCACCCCCACUCCCCUCUCCCGCCCUCAGUAUUCACUUUUCCCUCCCAGCUCCUUUCCCGAUUCCCUGCGGUCAGGCAUCCCCGCCCUACGUAUCCUUUUGGCCUGCUGCGUGGCCGGGCCUUCUACUUCUCACCCCUGUCUCCUUCUUGAACCUUACUCCCGCCUCUGCCUUAUCUCCCCCGCCACAACCCUGCAUCCUCCCUCCGAAUGGGGCGCAGGGACUGUCGUGGUGCGUCCCCCCAACUUCACGCGAAACAACGUGGCUCCUCUAUUUGCGUCAAAAUCUACCACUGGCGCAUGGAAUAUUUCUACUUCCAUCCCAUCAAUACAUCCUCCUCCACAUCAUAUGCUACCUCAUAGGAUAUUAAACACCCCGUACCGUCCCACUCUAACCGCCCUCGAGCUCGCUGCGACACUUUGCUACGGCUUUCGGUCUCUCGCUGUACCGCCCAGCAGCGGGAAUUUUGGUCACCUCUGGACCGCAGGAGGGGGGAAGGAAUGGGUGGGGACGCGCUCCUUGGCGGAGCGGUGUGUGAAGAGAGCGUAGGGGGGUAUAGAGGGGGAGUUUUAAGCAGUGUGGAUAUAGGGGAAGUACCAGGACAGUGAAUGGCAAACUGGGGACAGUGGAGUAGCUGGUCUCACUGUUCCAGGACUGUGGAGCCGGGGUUUGCAGUCGGAUGAAGGGAGGGUAAAACCCCAAGUAAAGAACUGAUCCCCCACAUUCCGUUCACCCUCUCCUCGCCUUCUUUCACCUCCCCUUGUUACAUCUUUGAUUAAAAUGUAUGGUCCUUUGUUUCCCUCAGACCAGAGUUUGGUGGGAGGUACUGUACAGGCGAGAGGAGGCGUUACCGUAUCUGUAACACCAAACCAUGUCAAAAGGCCAAACCUACCUUCAGAGAGAUGCUGUGUAGUGAAUUUGACACAGUACCCUACCAGAACGAACUCUACGAAUGGGUCCCUGUGGCUAGCCCAUGUAAGAGCCAAAGUCACACACACACACACACACAUUCCACAGUAAACACACCAAGACAGCACAGGAGGCUGCUGAGGGGAGGACGGCUCAUGGUAAUGGCUGGAAUGGAGGGAAUGGAAUGGUUUGCAACGCCAGGGUUGUGGGUUCGAUUCCCACGGGGGGCCAGUAUGAAAAAAUAUAUAUAAUAAUAAUAAUGUAUGCACUAACUAUAAGUUGCUCUGGAUAAGAGCGUCUGCUAAAUAACUAAAAUUUAAAUGUAUGUAAAUGUUUCAAACACAUCUGUUUGGUGUGAUGAUGCCAUUCCAUUGAUUCUGUUCCAGCCAUUACUAUGAGCCUCAUCAUUCCAGGAGUUGUAGUUAUAUGUAUCUCGCAGCAGGGGGCAGCACAUACAUUUCUAAUACUUUUUCAAAACUAUAGGAAAUUACACUUUUCAAUACUAGCACUGGUGUCCCCUCGUUUAUUGAUCUUCUCCCACCCCCACUCUCAUCCCCCCCCUCCCUCUCUGGUUCCAUCUCUUCCCUGGGUUCCCAGCGAGUCCGUGUGAGCUGCACUGUCGUCCAGUGGAUGAGAAUUUUUCUGAGAAGAUGCUGGAUGCUGUGACAGACGGAACUCCCUGCUUCAUGAACAACAACUCCAGGAGCAUCUGUGUCAACGGAGUGUGCAAGGUAGAGAGAGAGAGAGAGAGAGAGAGAGAGAGAGAGAGAGAGAGCGAGAGAGAGGAGGGAGGGAAGGAGGGAGUAGGUAUUAGUCCUGUCUCUGCGAGGAGAGAGCAUGUGGCCUAAGAUAAAUCUAAGAUAUAAGCUCUGCCUGUUGGAGUUAAGAUAGAGGGAAUCUGUUUGUUUUCUCCUCUGUCUGUGUAUCUCUGUGUGUCUCUGAUCUGAUUAUCUUAUACAUUUACCUUAUGUUGGUUCUGGAGGUGCCCUUAUUCUGUUUGUGUGUGUGUGUGUCUGUGUGUGUGUGUGUGUGUGUGUGUGUGUGUAUGUGUAAUCUAAUCUUGACCUGUGUGUUGUGUCUGUAGGAGGUGGGCUGUGACUAUGGUAUAGACUCUAACGCUUUAGAGGAUCAGUGUGGAGUGUGUCUGGGUGAUGGUUCCUCCUGUGAGACUGUCCAGAUGACCUUUGAUGGGGGGGAUGGCUUCGGUGAGUCUCCUCGCCCCUCCAUAAAUAUCUUCCUAUAGUCUCAUCUCCUCCCAGAACCCCCAAAACAUCUCCCACAAUGUCUUCACUCACUGGCUAAAGGAUUAUGUAAUUAUGUUGUUCCCAUGUGGUUGUCAUGGCAUCGCUCUGUAUGGGAGUAUACAGCUAUUUGUUCUGCUGUCUUUGGCUGCAGACCGCAUAUCUUUCUCUCUCUGUGUAUUUGUGUUAAUGUGUGUGUGUGUGUACAGCUAUUUGUCUUGCUGUCUUUGGCAUAUCUGACUGUCAGACUCCAACAACUGUGUUUUUGAGAGAAUGACUCACUAGUGAACUCAGUGACCUCACAGCCAGAGAGAGAGAAACCUUUUUACAUCAGCAGUUGUCAAAGUGCAGAACAGGAAAGUAUUGUAGUUUACUAGAAAUCUCCAAGCAGCUCUUCCACACAUAUCACAUUGAUGUUGCAUUCAAACCUGGGAUAUAACUCCACUCAGCACUUUGGAGGUCCCAAACCCCAAUUGACCCCUAGACCCUACCCACAGACAGUUAUAGCCCCUACACCAUACCCCAGACAGUUAUAGUGUCACGUUGUAUACUGAUAGAAGACAGGUGCAGGAAUACGUAAAAAAUUGUUUUAUUACUCUACCCAACAUAAGGUACGUCAUGGAAAACGACAGGGACGAAGCCCAAAACAAACACCUAUAUAUAUAUAUAUAUAUAUAUAUAUAUAUAUAUAUAUAUAUAUAUAUAUAUAUAUAUAUAUAUAUAUAUAUAUAUAUAACACAGGGAUGUAACCCAAACAAAAGAGCGAGGUGUAAACCUCUAAAUAAUACACGGGACGAGAUCCGUAAUAACAAGUGCACAAUGACAUGGUAUGUAAACUGUAAUACAAUGUACAGUAACAUGUAGCACGAAAGCCGAUACAACAGAGCACAGGUACUCACGAGACCAAUGGACAUGGGACAAUAAUCGACAAGGACAAUGGGGAACAGAGUGCACAUACAGUAGGGAAAAAAAGUAUUUAGUCAGCCACCAAUUGUGCAAGUUCUCCCACUUAAAAAGAUGAGAGAGGCCUCUAAUUUUCAUCAUAGGUACACGUCAACUAUGACAGACAAAAUUAGAAAAAAAAUCCAGAAAAUCACAUUGUAGGAUUUUUAAUGAAUUUAUUUGCAAAUUAUGGUGGAAAAUAAGUAUUUGGUCAAUAACAAAAGUUUCUCAACACUUUGUUAUAUACCCUUUGUUGGCAAUGACACAGACACAUAUUUUCUGUAAGUCUUCACAAGGUUUUCACACACUGUUGCUGGUAUUUUGGCCCAUUCCUCCAUGCAGAUCUCCUCUAGAGCAGUGAUGUUUUGGGGCUGUCGCUGGGCAACACAGACUUCAACUCCCUCCAAAGAUUUUCUAUGGGGUUGAGAUCUGGAGACUGGCUAGGCCACUCCAGGACCUUGAAAUACUUCUUACGAAGCCACUCCUGCGUUGCCCGGGCGGUGUGUUUGGGAUCAUUGUCAUGCUGAAAGACCCAGCCACGUUUCAUCUUCAAUGCCCUUGCUGAGGGAAGGAGGUUUUCACUCAAAAUCUCACGAUACAUGGCCCCAUUCAUUCUUUCCUUUACACGGAUCAGUCGUCCUGGUCCCUUUGCAGAAAAACAGCCCCAAAGCAUGAUGUUUCCACCCCCAUGCUUCACAGUAGGUAUGGUGUUCUUUGGAUGCAACUCAGCAUUCUUUGUCCUCCAAACACGACGAGUUGAGUUUUUACCAAAAAGUUCUAUUUUGGUUUCAUCUGACCAUAUGACAUUCUCCCAAUCCUCUUCUGGAUCAUCCAAAUGCACUCUAGCAAACUUCAGACGGGCCUGGACAUGUACUGGCUUAAGCAGGGGGACACGUCUGGCACUGCAGGAUUUGAGCCCCUGGCGGCGUAGUGUGUUACUGAUGGUAGGCUUUGUUACUUUGGUCCCAGCUCUCUGCAGGUCAUUCACUAGGUCCCCCCGUGUGGUUCUGGGAUUUUUGCUCACCGUUCUUGUGAUCAUUUUGACCCCACGGGGUGAGAUCUUGCGUGGAGCCCCAGAUCGAGGGAGAUUAUCAGUUGUCUUGUAUGUCUUCCAUUUCCUAAUAAUUGCUCCCACAGUUGAUUUCUUCAAACCAAGCUGCUUACCUAUUGCAGAUUCAGUCUUUGCAGCCUGGUGCAGGUCUACAAUUUUGUUUCUGGUGUCCUUUGACAGCUCUUUGGUCUUGGCCAUAGUGGAGUUUGGAGUGUGACUGUUUGAGGUUGUGCACAGGUGUCUUUUAUACUAAUAACAAGUUCAAACAGGUGCCAUUAAUACAGGUAACGAGUGGAGGACAGAGGAGCCUCUUAAAGAAGAAGUUACAGGUCUGUGAGAGCCAGAAAUCUUGCUUGUUUGUAGGUGACCAAAUACUUAUUUUCCACCAUAAUUUGCAAAUAAAUUCAUUAAAAAUCCUACAAUGUGAUUUUCUGGAAAGAAAAUUCUCAAUUUGUUUGUCAUAAUUGAUGUGUACCUAUGAUGAAAAUUACAGGCCUCUCUCAUCUUUUUAAGUGGGAGAACUUGCACAAUUGGUGGCUGACUAAAUACUUUUUUCCCCCACUGUAUAUACGCAUACUAAUCAGGGGGAAUGGGAACCAGGUGUGCUUAAUGAGACAAGACAGUCCGGGGUUGGUGGUAAUGAACCAGGUCAGUGACACCUAGAAGGCCGGUGACGUAGACCUCCGGAGCUGGUGAACGGAAUGAGCAGCAGUACCGGGGGGAUCCGUGACAUAUAGCCCCUACCCCCAGACAGUUAUAGCCCCUAGACCCUACCCCCAGACAGUUAUAGCCCCUAGACCCUACCCCCAGACAGUAACAGCCCCUAGACCCUACCCCCAGACAGUUCUAGCCCCUAGACCCUACCCCCAGACAGUUCUAGCCCCUAGACCCUACCCCCAGACAGUAUCAGCCCCUAGACCCUACCCCCAGACAGUUCUAGCCCCUAGACCCUACCCCCAGACAGUUCUAGCCCCUAGACCCUACCCCCAGUCAGUUAUAGCCCCCAGACCCUACCCCCAGUCAGUUAUAGCCCCCAGACCCUACCCCCAGACAGUUAUAGCCCCCAGACCCUACCCCCAGUCAGUUCUAGCCCCUAGACCCUACCCCCAGACAGUUCUAGCCCCUAGACCCUACCCCCAGUCAGUUAUAGCCCCCAGACCCUACCCCCAGACAGUUAUAGCCCCCAGACCCUACCCCCAGUCAGUUAUAGCCCCCAGACCCUACCCCCAGACAGUUAUAGUGUAGAUGAAAGGAUCAGACGUAAGGCAUCAGAUAUAAGCGGUAUGGCACACAAUUCCAACUAGCCAAUCAGGGGGCAAGUUACCACUACUAGCUAUCCAAUCCUAUCAGAUGUAUAAGAAGUUCUGGGGCAUGGGCGAGGGAAUGGGGAUCCAUUUGGAAGUGGUGGUUGGUAGUAGGUAGAUCCAUUACAGUACCAUGUGGGUCUAAUUUCACCCGGCUGCAUGAUGCCUUCAUAUCUGAUAGGACAAGUCAUCCAGGACUGGGAGAAGGGAGUGAGCUUUCUGUUUGGAAUGCAGACCCAGAUCUCAAGCUUACCUCCCAGACACCCACUGAGUGUGUUUGUGUGCGUGCAUGCCCCCUUUCCAGACAGCCGCCGGCUCAGCUAUAUGAAACUUCAAAGGGCAGAGCUGAGAUCCAAAGCAAUGCUACCCCCUCUUUUACCCUCACAAACAGACACACAACAACACCUCCCCCACCCAUCCACACACUAUUAAAAAACUGAGACACAGCCAGAGCAGUGCCCCCCCCACACACACACUGGUAUAGACCAGAGACGGGGUUAGCCCACCCCUGCCACCCAACAGACACACACCCUCUAUUAAAGAUCACAGAGAGUCUGGCUGCCAUGGUGGCCUCUCUGUAAGCUCUGGCCUCUCCCAGCAACCAUUCAUUAUGUUUUGAUUGUUUAACAGUGUCUUCAUCAUGCCUCUGCUUGCAUUUCAUUGCUUCUAGCUUUGCUACAAUUUCAGGUGUAGGUUUAUGAUUUCAUACCUUCAGAAAGUAUUCACUCCCCUUGACUUUUUCUACAUUUUGUUGUGUUACAGCUUGAAUUUUAAAUUGAUUUUUUUGUCACUGGCCUACACACAAUACCCAACAUUUUCUAAGUGGAAUUCUAUUUUUCAAAAUUUUAGCUGAAAUGUCUUCAGUCAAUAUGUAUUCAUACUAUUUGUUAUGGCAAGCCUAAAUAAGUUCAGGAGUAACAAUUUGCUUAACAAGUCUCAUAAUACGUUGCAUGGACUCACUCACUGUGCAAUCAUAGUGUUUAGCAUGAUUUUUGAAUGACUACCUCAUCUCUGUACCCCACAAAUACAAUUAUCUGAAGGUCCCUCAGUCGAGCAGUGAAUUUCAAACACAGAUUCAACCACAAAGACCAGGGAGGUUUUCAAAUGCCUCGCAAAGAAGGGCACCUAUUGGUAGAUGGGUAAAAAAAAAAAAGCAGACAUUGAAUAUCCCUUUAAGCAUGAUAAAGUUGGGCCUCCCGAGCGGCACAGUGGUCUAAGGCACUGUAUCACAGUACUUGAGGCGUCACUACAGCCCCGGGUUCGAUCCCAGGCUGUGUUACAACCAGCUGUGAUCGGGAAACCAAUGAGGCGGCGCACAAUUGGCCCAGCGUCGCCCGGGUUAGGGGAAGGUUUGUCCAGCUGUGAUUUCCUUGUCCCAUUGCACUCUAGCGACUCCUUGUGGCGGGCCAGGUGCCUGCAAACACAAGACCAAAUAUACACUGGAGUUGCUUACGAAGACGAUAUUGAGUGGCCUAGUUACAGUUUUAACUUAAAUCAGCUUGACAAUCUAUGGCAAGACUUGCAAAUGGCUAUCUCCAAAUGAUCAACAACCAACUUGACAGAUCUUGAAGAAUGUAAAAAAAUAUAUAUUUGCAAAUAGAGUACAAUCUUAGAGACUUUUACCCAGAAAGACUUCCAGCUGUAAUUGCUACCAAAGAUGAUUGUAAGAUCUGUUGACUCAUGGGGUGUGAAUACUUAUGUAAAUUUGAUAUUUCUGUAUUUUAUUUUCAAUAAAUGUGCUAACAUUUCUAAAAACAUGUUUUCACUUUGUCAUUAUGGGGUAUUGUGUGUAGAUGGGUGUGAAAAAUAAUCCAUUUAAUCCAUUUUGAAAUCAGGCUGUAACACAACAAAAUGUGGAAUAAGUCAAGGGGUAUGAAUACUUUCUGUUUUUCAGUCCCAGGGACCCAUGGGUUUGCAGGCUUUUGUUCCAGCCCAGCACUAACACAGCUGAUUCCCCUUUUCCUCGGUCCUCCUGUCCCAGGCUACGUGGACGUGGGAGUGAUCCCAGAGGGGGCUCGUGACAUUGUGGUCCAGGAAGUGGAGGAGGCGGGGAACUUCCUGGCUCUGCGGGGUCAGAUGUCAGAGGAGUACUUCCUGAAUGGCCAGUACAUCAUCCAAUGGAACGGGGAGUACAAGGCAGGCGGAGCCACCUUCUACUAUGAGCGUAGUGGGAACCUGGAGAACCUUACCUCCUCUGGACCCACCAAACAACCAGUCAUGAUCCAGGUACACACACCAUAUAAACUAUACACACCAAAUACAUGAAACCACCCAGCUAGAUAUUGACCAGCCAGAUCAGGAUUCAGAUAUGAUACACUCACCCUAACAGCUGAGUACGUUUCCUGUUGUUCAGUUGCUGUACCAGGAGAAGAACCCAGGUAUAAAGUACGAGUACACCAUCAAGAGGAGCCGCCAGACAGGAAAUGAGGUCAUCAAGUCGGAGUACAGGUGGAGGCAUGGGGCCUGGACAGACUGCAGCACCACAUGUGGGCUAGGUGAGUGGUUGUCUUUUAAACAACGAAUGAUAUGCUUUUCCCUUAAGUUAUUAAAUUCAUAUUCAGCUUUGAUAUUACGGCCGUACUGCAUUUGUAGCAUAUUUGUAGUCAGUCUAUUAACUUGUCAGAUAUUAAGAGUUGUGGAUUUUGGAUUCUGAUGAUGUGGACGAUGAUUGCAUUCCAAUUCAGACAGUCAAACAUUAUUGAGGGUUAUAGCCUACAGUGUGAUUAUUCAGACGGAAACAUUCCCUGUGUUCUGUGCUGUCCAGGUGAGCAGCAGCAGCCUGUCAGGUGUUUUGAGCUGGAGGUGGGCGUGGUCGAUGAGUCUCUGUGUGACCCAGAGAACCGCCCAGAAGACAGACACCGCAAGUGCAAGAACAUGGACUGCCCUGCCAGGUUCCAUAGUUUACUAAGACAACCACUCUAUAACGCCUGUCUUAUUUCUACUGUAGUACUAUGUUAUUACUGCUGUAUCUGGUGUUAUUACUGUCUGUUAUAACUGUUGGCACGGUUGUUUUUAGUCUGAUUUGCUUCUGAAAAUAAUAGGUGCAGAAUACAUAUUUGUUCAGGGCUCCUAUCUCACACUCUGUCCCCUCUCCCCCUGGGUAGGUGGUGGGUGGGGGGCUGGCAGCUGUGUUCUGCCACCUGUGGUUCAGGAGGGGGGAGGAAGCGCACGGUGCUGUGUGUUCGCACGGUGGCGGGGGAGGAGAGGGUGCUCCACCCUGGGGACUGUAAACAGCUGCUCAAACCCAAAUCUGUGGUGCCCUGCAACAGCGACCUGCCCUGUGGACCCGACUGGGCCGUGGGCAACUGGAGCGCGGUACUGUUCUCUUUUCCUCCUUUCUCUCCCUCUCUCCCACCCUGUCUCUUCCUGUGUUUCUGUCCAUGCCUCUAUCCAUUCUCCUCUCUAUCUCCCCUAUCCUGCCUGUUUUGUCAAUGAUCUGUCCCUGUGUAAUCCUCUCUCAUUCUCUCUCUCUCUCUCUCUCUCUCUCUCUCUGUCUCUCUCCUUGUUCUGUUAAUGACCUAUUUAAUCUCUCUCCGUCUCAGUGCCCAGUGACAUGUGGUGGUAGCGUGCGCUCCCGGACGGUCACCUGCCUGACCGCACCCAAACGAAAGUGUGACAUCGAAACCAUGCCUCGCUCCAAGUCGCUGUGCGCCCUGCAGAGCUGCCCAAGCGCAGGCCUCCGACGACGUCCGGGACCACCCCCUAAAUACCGCCGUGUCUACCCGCCCAAAAGACACCCCACCAAGCAGCCGGUUACACACUCCUGGGGUCCCAAAAGCACCGCUACACCCAGAACCAGCACUGUGACUGAGAGAACUACAACCCCCAUCAACACCUCUACCACCAGGCCCCUCCCACCAUCCUCCACAGCUUCUGACAUCAUCAACGUAGAUGACCAUGAGUUGAACCUGAUAGUGGGGAAGAAUGGGAGUGUAGAGGAUAAGGAAGAUUUUUUUAUUACGACCAGUCCUACUGAAGAGGAGAACGGAGAGAGGGACAUGAGAGAAAAAGAGGAACACGAGAUAAAGGAGGGGAGUGCAGCUGGUUUUGUGUUUCCAGACUCGGGGGUGAGGUACACCCCGGGGUAUGACUAUGUAGUGGAGGACGUCGUGACAACAGGGGAGGAGGGGCUUAUAGAUUUGGACAUUUUUACCACGGCAACCUCUCUCAGGACUCCCAACCAAUCACCACCCACUGUAACCACCACCAGGUUACACCCUACAACCAAACCACACACACCACACACAAGUGUCCAAACAACGUCACUUACAACCCCACACGCAACCAGAGUACCCCUCACUACAUCCCCCUCAAUCCCACAAACCAGCACUGGACGCUGGGCCAUGACCACCCGCCACUACCCCCUUACUCGCCCCAACACCACCCCUUUCAUCAACCCUUCCACCCAACGGACAACCAUGGUGCCCCACACCACCCCUACACCCCUGGCACACACAGCGGGGGUGAGGACUACAACCAAAGCCCCUUACCACCGUAAACAAGCACUGUACCCCACAACAGAAGGCACUUUCCACACUAGAGAUGCCCCCUACUCCACUAGUCCAUCAUCAGAGACCCCCCACCCCACUGUGAGGAUCAUUAAGCUGAAGAAGCCCAGUGAGACCCCCAAGAAUGGCAGCGCUGCCCCACGUUCUAAAAGGCCAGGCCCACAUGCUAAGAAGCCUGCGUCACGUUUUAAAGGCCCCUCCCCUCAUUCAAAGGGCAAAGGUCAGGAGCAGACACCAGAAAGUCCCUUGGUGACCUUCACCAGUGACUAUAGCUACCUGAACGCCCAGGAGCCAAUCAGCGUGGAUGUGUUCUGGGUGGUGGGCAACUGGAGCGAGGUGAGUGCAGGAGACUGGAGAUAACUUAGAGAUGAUGACCCUAUAGAGACACAAUACCUUUCGCUUAUUAGAAUCACAGGUGGAAGAAUGAACAGUCAUGGGGGCAGACACACGUCUAUAUUUACUUACAACAUACUUUCCAUUGAUGAACAAGGGUUUUAUAUAAGAAUUAAAUUAAAUAAACCAAAUCACCCUUUAACCUUCUCUCCUCCUCUUACUGAUGUUCCGUCUUCCUCUCUCUCUUCCCACCUGUUGUCUGUGUCAGUGUUCUACGUCAUGUGGCCUGGGGGCAGUGUGGAGGCCAGUGCUGUGUAGUUCCCAGCAGGAAUCAGACUGUGCCAACCUGGAGAGACCGGAACCAGCUCGCACCUGCCACCUGCGCCCCUGUGCCAUCUGGCUGAGUGGCAACUGGAGCAAGGUCAGUAUCCUGGGUAAACUAUGCAAGACAGCAACACGUCACUUAUUAUGGUGAGCUGACUAUACUCCACCUCUCUCUCUCUCUCUCUCUCUCUCUCUCUCUCUCUCACUCUCUCUCUCUCUCUCUCUCUCUCUCUCUCUCUUAUUCUCUCUCUCAUUCUCUCUCGUUCCCCCCCCCCCCCCCCCCCUCUCUCUCUCUCCGUAGUGUCCAGAGGGAUGUGAGGUGGUGGGAAGGAGGCAGCGUGAGGUGCAGUGUGUGGAUGGGCAGAAGGGACGUCCACUGAGACCGUUCCACUGCCAAGCCCUUUCCUCCAGACCCCCCAGCAUCCUGUCCUGUCGUCCCCAACCCUGUCAGCCCUGGAGAACCUCCCCCUGGGGACAGGUACACACACACACACGUGUUAUCACAUGUUGACUGGCUUGGUCCAUAUGCUACAGUAUUCCAGUAUUUAUAAGAUUAAAUUAGAAUAUUAUUGUUAAUAUAAACUCCUUUCAUCCCCAGUGCUCUCUUAGCUGUGGUGGUGGAUUGAGGGAGCGGCUGGUGUACUGCCCUGAGCCACAGCGCUGUAGCGCCACCCAGAGGCCAAACAACACAGAGACCUGCAACCUGCAGCCCUGCAGCUACUGGGACCCACAGGACUGGGAGAAGGUACAGUUUGCGCGUGUUACAUGUUCAGAGUGUGCAUUGCAUGGUGCGGUGUGCCAGUGGGGACUAGUGUGUGAGUAAUGUCUGUUGUCUUCUGUGUGUGUGUCAGUGCUCUGUGAGUUGUGGCAGGGGGAUGCAGCAUCGCGUGGUGCGGUGUGUCGUUGAGGACCAUAGCUCUGUGGAGAACAGUCUGUGUGACCAGAGCAGCAGGCCUGACACACUCAGGACAUGCAACUUGCAGGAGUGUAAAACUAAUACAGGUAAAACAAACACACAUCACUCCCUAUUAGCCUUCCUGAUUGCUCUUUAGCGGGAUAUGUCACCUUAAGAUGAAGGAAUAAUUCCUGCAAUACUGAAGCUGUUUUUGUUUUGUAUAUAUGCUGUUGAUUGAUGUAUAGUACCGCAGGUAGCCUAGUGGUUAAGAGCGUUGGGCUGAUAACCGAAAGGUUGCUGGUUUGAAUCCCCAAGCCAACCUCGUUGAAAAAUAUGUUGAUGUGCCCUUGAGCAAGGUACUAAACAGUAAAAUGAUCUGGAUUUUUUUAUUUAUUGCAGUUGACCUAAAUCAGUGUUCUGUUCUGUCCUUGGUGUUGGUUGUGGUUGUGUAGGUCCGCUGUGUAGGAAGAACAGCAUGUCGUCUCGGUUCUGUGACAAGCUGAAGCUGCUGGGCCGCUGCUCCCUCAGGUCCAUCCAGAAACAGUGCUGUGUCACCUGUAGAGGGUAAAACUCUGACCCGCACUACACCUGCCUCAUGGACCCCUCUCAUACAAAUGCACACAUACAGGGCGUCCACACUGCGAUCUUAUUGGUGAAUUUCAUCUCUAGUGCAAUCAGCCGACAGCAGCCUUUUCACCAUCAUCAUCAUAAUAACCCCCACAAACCGUCGUUAUCUCCAUGGGGCAGAAAUUCAUGGAGCUAUGGUACUGUGUACUGCUGCUGUGUGCAGUUUGUCUUAGCCAGCCUUGCACCUUCCCAGCUCUUCCAGGGUAACCCAGGCCUCCAACAACCUCUAA
Coregonus sp. 'balchen' is the source of this 13012-nucleotide messenger RNA. The record is from the annotation of a GenBank genome assembly. NCBI's taxonomy places the organism in Eukaryota, Metazoa, Chordata, Actinopteri, Salmoniformes, Salmonidae.